Messenger RNA from Frankliniella occidentalis (western flower thrips), 1265 nucleotides. RefSeq lists its product as uncharacterized. The record is from RefSeq and is a predicted model, not a curated record. The transcript is spliced from 3 exons. Bases 79 to 1062 code for a protein of 327 amino acids. NCBI's taxonomy places the organism in Eukaryota, Metazoa, Arthropoda, Insecta, Thysanoptera, Thripidae.
UUUAUUGACCUUUGCGUAACUCAUGAUGCCUUUCGUUUGACAGAUGGUGGCGGAGCAGCAGCCAGCUCUCAUCACAUCAUGAAGGCCGUAGACCCCCUGCUGAAGGUCGCGGAGGACCCGCCCCACCUGUCGCGCCUGGGCGAGCAGCACGCCGACGUCCUCAGCAAGCCGUCGGGGCGGACGCAGCCCUACGAGCGCACGAGCACGAGCAACAGCACGAGCGGCGAGGAGGGCUACGACAGCAUCAACUCGGACGAGGAGUUGCACGAGCCCCUGCACGAGCCUCUGCACGAGCGCGUGAGCAACCUCUCCGUCAUCAGCAGCGGCCGCCUGUUCCAGGCCGACCAGGAGAAUGGUUUCCAAGUGCACCGCACCCUGUCCGAGGACUCUGGUGUGAACGGGCCGCCCAGCCUGGGCUCUAGUCUGGGCUCUAGCCUGGGGUCCAGUGGCCCGCCCACCUUCCAGGAGCUCAAGGUGACGAGCGACUUGUCGAGGACGGCGUCGCCCAAGCGCGCAACCUUCACGAUCGGGUCCCCCCUCGGCACGCCUGUGGGUACGCCCGCGGGAACGCCCUCGGCCACCACGCCCGUCGGCACGCCGCUGAGCACGCCCGGCGGCACGCCGAAGCAGCUGUCCACCGAGUCCCAGGAUGGCGCCGAGGAGUCGCGGCGGGCGCACCCGCCCCACGCGACCGUGUGCAGGAGGACGGCCAGCUUCACCAUCGGCUCGCCGCCCUCGGCGUCGCCGUGCGCCUCGCUCCAAGGCUCGCCCAAGAAGGAGCUGUUCCCCAAGCGCGCGGAGGAGGCGGAGCUGUCGGCCGAGCACGCGGUAAGUCAUUGGAUGCACUGUGAAAAGUUUCGUCGUAAUAUUUGGGAUCACUCAGAAAGCACGUUCGUCAUUCGCCGUCAUGAAAUUGCCAAGUUCAGUCUGUGCAAGCUCUCAUGGCGCCUUAUAGGUAGGCAACAUCUUGAAAGCAGUGCAUGCGUGUACGGCGGGGUGGCCUACCCGGAGUUUUGCAGGCGCCGAGCCAUGGCCAUGGCCCCUUACGGGUGUAAAGAGUAGGCAAACCACACUGCUGCGUAUUCAGUUACACCCGGUACUUUGGGGCGACCCCUUUCACGACAAAUGUACUUUUGUGUGACGAUGACGUCGUUCUGGUGGUACAAGAUACUUGUAGACAGUGUCGGUCCGGAAUGGUAUCCCAUGCUUUCAACUCACUUUUACCGAGAAAAUGAAAAAAGUUCCGACCAGAAACGGAUCGUGAA